AUGGAUAAAGACAAAGAGGAACCGACAUCUACCAGCAGUCAGGGAAGCAGGAGCUCCCGAGGAUCACAACAAAGCGCAGUUGAUCCAUAUAAGAAGGAAUACAAGUCGCUCGCGCGUCCAGUCGGACAUGAUAGACAGACCCGAGCGGCUGUGACCUUUGCAAGAAAAGACAGCAAAGGCAGUGAUAGCACAUACCAAGUGGCGCUUGGAGCUACACAGAAUGAGGAGAGCUCCAGCGGUGACGGAAAGGAUACUCCCGCAUCUGCGGCGGGAAGUCAUCCGAUGAACCAGACAAAGGUCACCGGGGAGGAUAAACCCACAGAAAGGGGAGCGGAACCAGUUGGAGCAUCACAGCUUGAUGCCACCAUUAGUGGAACGAAUGAGCAGGAUAAAAAUGUGAACCUGGCUCAAGUGGAUGAGAGAAACACAAAGGUCACCGAAGAGGAACUGACUGAACUGGGAUUGGAUGACCUUUCACUGAAUGAUAAGACCGCAGGCGAUGACCUUUGGUCAACUCCAAUGGUCUCAGAUGAAUCGAAUGAGUCUUACUUCACGGAUGACGAAGCGACGAUGAAUAUGUCCUUCCAAACCGCGAUGAAGGAGGCUGACCGUGCUGAAGGGAUAACACCUUUCAAAGAUAUACCGGAGCACCUAAUCGAACGGACACAAACAGGAAAGGUCAUCAACGUACGACCACCGUCACCUAACAGUCCCACGUCAACUCUGAAGAGACGCGUGAAGGAGUUGGAAGAGGAACUCGAAGCCAAGGAAGGCCUGGUGACGAAAAGGAAACAGGAAUAUCAAAAUCGGAUAGGAACUCUGGAUGCUCGUAUCUAUGAACUGGAGCAACAACAGGCCGACUUGGAAAGCGCAGCGGAUGAAUGGAAGAUUAAAUACGAGCGUCAAAAAGAACUCGCUGAAGAGUACCUCAAAAUGGUAGAUGACAGAGAAAUGGAAGGUCAUCUUGCGGUUAGCGAGUUGAACGAGAGUAUGUCAGAAGAAUCAGCUGAAAGGUCACGACACUUAGCCGAAUUGAAGGACGAGUGUGACCAGUUGCGUCAAAAGGUCACUGAAGCUGAAACUAAACGGGACGAAUACGCGACCAAAUUCGCAGAGGUCACACAACGGUUAACGACAUUGGCAACGGAGACGUUCAAACUAAGGAAUGACCUGAAGCUACGGGAGGAGGCUGUCAGUACUCUGCAACUAGAAUCGAAAGGUCAUCAGGAACGGGCGGACGAAGCUGAGAAGUUGCGCAAUGAUGCAAUCAAAGCGAUGCGAGAGGCUAGAGACAUCACAGCUACUGAAGGAGAACGCCUGAAAGAAGAAAUCAAAAAGAAGGAAGCACGGCGACUGGACACAAUGGUCACAACAUUGGAGCUGAAGGACAAAGAGUGGCAACAACAGGUCGCUCAAAAGAGUCAGGAGAUUGCAAAGCUGAACACUGACCUCGUCGAGAUGACCACCACAGCAUUGGCAAAAGAUGAUGAGUUGAUCGCAAUCAAGGAUCAGCUGAGAUCAGCCGCUGGGCAGUAUCAGCAACUCGAAAAUGAAACGAGUGAGCUGGUCGAGCACAUCAAAAAGAUGGAACGGGAAAAUGAAAAGGUCACCCAGCAGGAGUCUUUUAAACUGCAGGAACACUUACGAAGGGUCAACCUGGAAAAUUCUGAUCUAAAGAGAGAAAGAGAAGAACUUCAACUGAGGACUAAACGAUUGGAAGAUGAGAACAAGGCGCUCCAGACGUCAAAUAAGCACAAAGAUGAACAACUCCUACAAUAUGGAGUUAAAACGGCAACAGUGGAGUCCCCUCCGCCCAGUUACA
Paramacrobiotus metropolitanus is the source of this 1822-nucleotide messenger RNA. RefSeq lists its product as uncharacterized. NCBI's taxonomy places the organism in Eukaryota, Metazoa, Tardigrada, Eutardigrada, Parachela, Macrobiotidae. The record is from RefSeq and is a predicted model, not a curated record. The transcript is spliced from 2 exons. The annotation marks the transcript as partial.